CGGCCGCGACGACCCGAGCCGUCCGGCAGGGAGACCUCCGAUGAUGGGCGACGACAAGUCCGCGCGGAGCCUCAGCCCCAUGGGCGGCCGCGACCGCGACCUGGAGCUCCUCAUCCCCGUCUCCGGCGGCAGCGGCAGCGGCGGCUCGCCCUCCGGCGACGACGACGUCGACAGGACCGCCUCGUCGUCCGCCUCCGCCGCGCUCUCCUCCUCCGGCCGCGAGGCUUUCCAUAAGGUGGUCCGCAGCUGGGCCUCAAAGAAAUUCAUGACUGGAUGUGUAAUUCUCUUCCCAAUAGCGAUAACAUUCUACUUCACCUGGUGGUUCAUUCAUUUUGUUGAUGGAUUCUUCUCUCCAAUCUAUGCACAACUGGGAAUCAAUAUUUUUGGUCUUGGCUUCAUCACCUCUGUUACGUUCAUAUUUUUCGUUGGAGUCUUCAUGUCAUCUUGGGUUGGAGCAUCUGUCCUCGGCCUUGGUGAAUGGAUCAUUAAGCGCAUGCCACUUGUGCGCCAUAUCUACAAUGCAUCCAAGCAAAUAAGUGCCGCAAUAUCACCAGAUCAGAACAAACAGGCAUUCAAGGAAGCAGUCAUCAUAAGACAUCCUCGUGUUGGAGAAUAUGCAUUUGGAUUCAUCACCUCAUCAGUCUCUCUCCAGAGCUAUGCUGGUCAAGAGGAACUUUACUGUGUCUAUGUCCCGACCAACCAUCUUUAUAUUGGUGACAUCUUCAUGGUGAACUCGAAGGAUGUCAUCAGGCCAAAUCUUUCUGUGCGCGAAGGCAUUGAGAUUGUUGUAUCUGGUGGUAUGUCCAUGCCCCAGAUUUUGUCAACCCUGGAUCCUCAUACAAUCCACACAGACCGAAGCGGAGCGAGCAGAAGCUGAGACAAACUCCCUGCGUACCUGGUCAUCUAUAACAAGUAAAAGUUUCUCACAGACUACACAAGUGCGGUGAACAAGAUCCUGAGCACAAUGUAUUAGCAACUUGUCAGGCUCGAGGAUCACAGGGAUAUGUAAUUAAGUAGAAGUAGGUGAUGACACGUGUUGCUGAUCUGAUGAAAUUUGUAGAAUGGCUUGUUCCUUGUACCACCUCAUAUGCUUUGUAGUUAUAUUUGUAACUUUUUUUUACUAUUGUUUAGUUUUCUUGUAGCUUUCUGAGUGCCACAUGCUUUUGGUAUCAACUAUGUCUGAGGUGUUACUGCGAAGAAAAUGUUUGAGGUGCGUUA
Messenger RNA from Lolium rigidum, 1218 nucleotides. RefSeq names its product protein LIKE COV 1-like. NCBI's taxonomy places the organism in Eukaryota, Viridiplantae, Streptophyta, Magnoliopsida, Poales, Poaceae. Gene Ontology annotation, cellular component: Golgi apparatus. Bases 41 to 877 code for a protein of 278 amino acids. The record is from RefSeq and is a predicted model, not a curated record. The transcript is spliced from 7 exons.